Penicillium pulvis is the source of this 2502-nucleotide messenger RNA. Its product is annotated as pentatricopeptide repeat protein. The transcript has a single exon. Lineage: Eukaryota; Fungi; Ascomycota; Eurotiomycetes; Eurotiales; Aspergillaceae. The record is from RefSeq and is a predicted model, not a curated record. Gene Ontology annotation, molecular function: protein binding. Bases 1 to 2502 code for a protein of 833 amino acids.
AUGCCUCAUCCCAAUAGGUUCCCCAGCUCACCGGGCCUGCGAGAUCCCCCCAAGCAGGCCUUGGAUGAGCUUCUCCUCUCCCGACCACAUUCAAUGUCUCAUCCGAAACCCUCCCUCUCCCGCUCCUCUGUCCGAAGCUUCUCUACUCGGCGCCCCCGACCUUCCGUCGCGUCAAUAGCAGACCUUUUUGUUGGCUCCCUUGUCCUGGCAGGUUUCUGCCACGAGCACUCACCACGAGGUCGAGGCUUGUCUACGUUGCAUUUAACGACAUCAGAAUCUAAUCUACGGAGGCUCGGGGGCAAAGAGGGGGUAGAGCGUGGUGAAAGCCCAGCACGGAGACGCUGGGAGUUAUCUGGACCUUUGGCCCAGCAAUCGCGACAAAGAUCAUGGCUCUGCCAUAGCCUGGAGCCGGUGGAGAGAGAUAAUCCAGAGAGACACAAUCUGACAUUUCAAGCAAGAGAGAGAGCGGAUGAGAAUAACGAUCACGCGCUGCCCCGAUUACCACAGGUUCCGGACGGCAAAUCGCAACAGCAUUUCGAGGAACACUUUUUCGACUCAAUACCGGACGUCCGUCGGUUGACAGUUUCCCCGAAAAAAGAUAUAAUCAACGAUAAACCUUCAGAGGUCGCAACAGAGGCUUAUAAACCGGAAAAUCUUUCCCUCACGCGGGAUGACAGAGUGCGGAAUGCCGUUUCUGACAUAUUUCAGCGGUUAUUUGGAGAUAGAUAUGAUUGGGAAGACGCCGUGGAGGCUAUAUUGCCUAAACAAACGUUUGUCCGAAAGGUGGACGACACACGCGAUGCAAUUGAAACUCCAUCGGUUGCAAGACUCGUGGAAGCACUGCCCAGCCAAGAACAGGCAACAACUCAGUUUCUUUUUCGAUUAUACAGAGACCUUCCAGAGCCUGGAGUUGCACAUUUGUCCAAGGCCUCACGCGGCCGUCUCUUGAGGCGACUUGCAUCGCCUCCAAAUCGACGUUGGGCGGAUGCGCGUCGUUAUCUUGCCUUAGUGGACGAUAUGAAUACCGCGGGGCUUCCAAUGUCACGUUCGCUAUGGUCCACCGCAAUCCAUAUGGCUGGCCGAAGCAACAAUGGCAGGGUCUCGAAACGACGUCUAGUUCACGCAAUCGGUCUUUGGCAGCAAAUGGAGCAUGUAGCUGGGAUUCAGGCCGACGACGUAGUCUUUAAUAUUCUAUUCGACGUUGCUAUCAAAGCCAAUCAGUUCAUCGUGGCCGAUCGUCUGGAGGAUGAGAUGAGAAAGAGAGGGAUUCGCUUUUCACGUUCUGGGCUAGUCUCAAAAAUGUUUUCCUGUGGCAUGCGCAAAGAUCCGGAGGGGAUUCGUGGCACGUUCGAUUACUUUGUCCAGUCAGGAGAGCUAGUUGAUACCGUUGUGUUGAAUUGUGUCAUGGCCUCGUUUCUUCGAGCUGGCGACGUCGAGACUGCUGAGCAGCUGUAUGGACGGAUGCUAAACGCACAAGUCCAACACAAGAAGGGUACCUCAAGUUCUCCAGAAACUUCACCAAGCCUUUCUCCAGAGUUCACAUUCUACCGAGCAAAAACCAGGGAGCUUGGUCGCCUACUGAAGAAGUCUAAGGCUCUCAAAAAGAGCCUACCUGCUUAUCACCGUGCUCUACAAGACUCUCUACCCAUGACACCAGAUACGCGGACCUUCUACAUCUGGCUUCAGUUUUGCACGCGUGUCACUGGCGAUCUGGACAUGUUCAUGAACGUUCUGCGGGACAUGGAAAACACAUUCUCAGUUCCACCUCGUCACCUGAUCUACCUUUAUCUCUUCGAGGGCUUUGGACUCCAUGGACGCCGAAGAAAGAACUGGUGGACGGCAGAGAAGCUCCGAUUAACAUGGCUCUCUUUUAUACAAGCAGUACGGGACUCAAAAGCAAGGCAUUCAGGUUUUCACCAUGAUGCUCCAGCUAUGGUCUGGGAAAAUCCAUUAACAAGUGUGGAUGUUGAAGCUGAGAUACCGGAUGUCGAUAUAUCUGCCAAGCCCGAUGGGCUCUACAUGAGUUUCUCAUCCACAGGCAAAGAUGCCUCAUCAACCACCCCAGAAGAAAAGCCACAGGCCUCUGAGGAUCCCGUCGAAGACCACAUUGAAGAAUUCGCUCGUGAUGAGAAUGAUGUCUACGAAGAAGACGAAUUCGAGAACGAGGACAUCUCUGAGGACCAACCUGAUAACGACCUUGCAAAUCUGAACCUCGACGCAGAGGGCAUUUUCACGUCUCGCCCAUUAUCUCUCGAUCAAGAAGGCGAUCCCAACCAUGAGAAUCUUGAAUAUUUGUCACACCGUCUCGAGAAUGGCGUCUUUGUUGGACGACGCAUGAUUAUUCUCAUCCUCCGGGCCUUUGGUACUUGCUGUGGGCCUCAGGAAGUUAUGGAAGCUUGGCUACAACUUGAACAACUCUGGUCACCCAAUAAGCGCAAGGCAAUUGAUGUACUUGCGGUGAAGGAGGUGAUUGAUGAGCAAAUGUCGCGGAAUCCACGAUAA